This is a messenger RNA of Gopherus evgoodei (Goodes thornscrub tortoise), 1228 nucleotides long. Its product is annotated as carbonic anhydrase 15-like. NCBI's taxonomy places the organism in Eukaryota, Metazoa, Chordata, Testudines, Testudinidae. Gene Ontology annotation, molecular function: carbonate dehydratase activity; zinc ion binding. The record is from RefSeq and is a predicted model, not a curated record. The coding region runs from base 29 to 1006 and encodes 325 amino acids. Gene Ontology annotation, cellular component: plasma membrane. The transcript is spliced from 8 exons.
GUGGCCCCGGGCAGCAGCCGGCCGGAGGAUGCAGCGCCUGGCGCUAACUUUCCUCGCUUUGCCGCUGGUGCUCCGCGCCGCUCCGGGAGUUUCCUGGUGCUACGAUUCACAGGAUCCCAAAUGUGGCCCCAGGUACUGGAAGGAUCUGGCAAAGGGCUGUGGAGGAGAUAACCAGUCGCCUAUUAACAUUGACAGGCGCAAAGUGCAGAGGGACAGGAAUCUAGGAGACGUCCUCUUUGACGGCUAUGACCAGGCCCCGCCGGGCAAGUGGAGGCUCAUGAACAACGGGCACACGGUGGUGAUGAGACUGGAAGGUGUGUCUGCGAGCGAACAUAUCAAUAUCACCAUUGGAGUGCUGCUUGAGAAGUACCGAGCCCUGCAGUUCCACUUUCACUGGGGGAACCUCGAGGGGAAUGGCUCGGAGCACACCAUUGAUGGACACCAGUUCCCCAUGGAGCUGCAUCUUGUUCACAUGAACACCAAGUACAAAACCUUCAACGAGGCCAAAGGGCAUCCGAAUGGGUUGGCCGUCCUGGGCUUCUUGUACAAGGUGUCGGAUGUUGAUAACUCCAAUUACAACACGAUUGUAGCUGGCCUGAAGAACAUUUCCCGUCAAGGGGAUUUGGUGGAUUUAGCAUCCACAUUUUGCUUGAACAACCUUCUUCCCAGCAUGGCCAAGCUGUCCAAGUACUACCGCUAUCAGGGCUCCCUGACCACCCCAGACUGCGCGGAGGUUGUCGUCUGGACGCUCUUUGAGGAACCCAUCCCUAUCAGCCAGUCUCAGCUGAACGCAUUUGUCAACACAGUUCACUUCCCGGCCAAUGGCAUCGGCACCUCUUUGGCGAAAAUGACCAACAACUUUCGACCGCCACAGCCUCUCAAGAACCGAAAAGUCUAUGCGUCCAGAGAUGCCACAAUCAGCUGCAGUGCCAUGCCCAGUGUCAGCCUCCCUCUCCUUCCUCUGCUCUUGGUUUUCCAGAUUGUCCACUUCUCAGGUCCCUCCUAAAGGCCCCUCCCCUGACUCCCUCCCUUCUUUUUCAUGAAUGAUUUGUGAUUAUUUUAUGAUGUCUUCAUAUCAGUGAUUCCACACUGUGAUCAUUUUCUAGCCACAGGACUGAAAGCGAUGAAUGAAAUGAAAGCAGAUUGGCCGGGGGUACUGGGCCAGACCAAAGGUCCAUCUAGCCCAGUAUCCUGUCUUCUGACAGUGGCCAAUGCCAGAUGCCUCAGA